AUGAAUAGUCCACCAUUGAUUCAAGGUCCUCCUAAACAUCAGCCAUUUGAUCCCCGAGUGUUGGCACCUAAUUACGUUUCCUUUCCGCAGCAAAGAUCGACUGCCACGCACGAAUCUCGUCAGGAGGAAAACCUGGCAAGACCUACCAGUCCGAGUGUUUCCCAAUCUCAACCACUGAAUCUGAAUACUCCAAAUGUCAGCCGUAAUGCCGGUUCGGUCACGCCUGCGUCAAAUGAUCGCCUGCCAUUUCCGGCUUCGAAAUUGCAUGAGUUAAGCACAACACGUCAAGCAAACAAUGUUCCAGACGUAGCAGAGGAGUCGAGUGAUGAUGAACAUUUUCCUGGAGCCGAAACACCCGAGGCAGAAUCAGAGACAGAUGCGGAUGACGAUGCCGACACUGGUACGAAGAAACGAAAAGGCCGCCCCAACUCAGCAGACACACAACCAAGAAAACGGAGGAAGAAAAAAGGAACAGGCGCUCGUGGUGGGUGGAGUAAAGGAAUGAAACUGGGACCCAGGUAUGCCAUAGAUCCUGGUGCUGAGUUCAAUCAACUACACAAAGAAGCCAAUGAUGCUUUCAUUGACCAGGAUACCGAAAAUGCUCUCGAUCUCAUUCUCAGCGCUAUCGCCAUCAACCCCGAAAUUUACGCAGCUCAUUCGCUACUGUCCGAAAUCUACUUUACACGAGGUGAAGAUCACAAGGCCAUUGCUGCUCUCUUUACUGGUGCACACAGUAUUCCCACAGAUCCAGACGUGUGGGAAAGAGUGGCUCAUGCAUGUCUGGAACAUGCAACUGGUGACAAGCAGAGAGCACUACAGCAGGCCAGUUACUGCUAUUCGUGUAUCGUGCGGAACGAUCCCAAGAACUUCGACGCUCGUUUCAAACGUGCCACAAUAAGCAAACAGAUCCAAAAUUACAGAAAAGCAACGACGGACUGUGAGACUAUCCUCGAACAUAUGCCUCGCAACUCAAGUGUUUUGAGACUGCUUGCUGAAAUAUGUAUUGAGACGAGAGAUCUCGACAAGGCAAAGGCCAUGUACGAGGAGACACUGGAUUAUUACCGCGAAAAUGGUUUCGAGGGCGAGGAAGACUUUACGUGGGCCGAUGUGCUCGUCUACGGUCAAUUACUAGCACAAGAGGAACCUCCGGACCUGGCAUUGUCAAACGCCAUGUCGACGCUGAAAAGAUUGUCGCGAUGGCUUCUGGGCAGACAAGAUGAAUCCUACUGGGACGAAUACACGGAAGACGACAGAGAAUGGGAUUCCGAGGAUGAUCCGCGAAGAAGUCUUGCUGCUCAAUUCGUCCCUGGCAAAUAUUCACUCGACGCGUAUGGUACUGGGCUUCCAUUAGAGCUCCGCGCUCGACUAGGCAUACUUCGUCUGAAGCAGGACAAUAUGUUGGAAGAAGCUCUUGCACACUUUGAAUGGCUUGAACCAGAUGCCAGAGAUGAAGAAGCGAAUGUCUUUGAAUACCCUGAUUUGUUUCUCGAAGUUGCCCAGGCAUUGCAUGAUGCUGGGGAAUACAACCAAGCACUGCGGUAUCUGGAAACAUUGAAAGAUAUCAAAGCUUAUGAGCAUAGUGAGUUUUGGGUCCUCAUUGCCGAGACCUCGUAUCUCUGUGGAGAUAAGGAACAAGCCAUGGACUGUUAUGAUGAGGCCAAAGCAGUGGACGAUGAGUGUAUCGAAGCCAGAACUCAGCUGUCAAAGAUGUAUGCCGACCUUGGUGAUAAGGAGCAGGCUAUGGAAAAUGCUCGAGAAGCGGUUCGCAUUGUGGAGGACACGAUGCCAACGACGGACAAGCGCAAGUAUGAGCGAAAGGAACACAGAUUGGCUCGUGAAGGCGCUGAAAAGGCAUUGAAAGCAGCAUACAAGAUGCAAGGAACGGUGACCGUGGCUCCUCCAGUCAAUGAGCUUGAAGCCAAGUUACAGGAACCACCGAAGAAGAGAACUUGGAAGACGAAGAAGACCUUGGCACGAGAAGCAGCUAGAGCAGCAGCUCUUGAGGCAGCACAGAAAAGUCUGGAGCGAAGUGUCGAAACGCAAGAAGAUGCAACUCCAGCUACUGAACCCGAACAGAAGCAGGAGCCAGUCAAAAGAGUCGCAAAAGCUCGACCAGCGCCUCUUCCCAAGCCGAAGCGUAUGACAGCGGAGGAAAGAGAUGCACACCGUACAGAAACCAUUAACAGACUGUACCAAGAUCUCGUCGACAACACAGAGGAUAUGCGAACUGGAGACGAAAUUGCUCGAAACACAUGGAUGGAUUGUGCAGACUCACUCAUAAUCGACUUCAGAACCAAUCGCACGUUCUACCCCAAAGAAGCUCAUCAGGCGUCUACCAUGUACGAUCGUGAGGUUCGCAAUGCCAAUUCUCGCAAGAAAUGGGAGCAGCACCAAGAUACAGAUCAGGUUGACCAAGACUUUCCGAUCCCAACAGUCGAGUCGGCCAUGCCAAAGGAGUACCGAGAAAUCGCAUUCUCGGAUUGGCUUGACGUCUUUCUCGAAUAUGCAUUACUCCUGGCCAAUGACCCGGACCCGGAUGCACAACGUCGAUGCUACACCAUCAUCAAAGGUGCAUCGGAUUGUGUGGUUUGGUCUAAUGACCAGAAAGCGAUGCUGCAGAUCUACAUCACCUACUUCACCUGUGCGAUUGCAAUGCGCGACACGAACACCCUGUUCAACGUGGUGCUGAGAUGGUUCAUUCAGACAUACAAGUUCUGUACAGACACUUAUCGACUAUUCGCCGCUCUGAACUUCUUUUUCCCGUACGCCAGCGACAAAGGUGGAAAGGAAAACCAGAUGUCUAAUGCUCAUUUUCGGACUGGUCCAGCGCAAAAGUUCAUGUUCAGACAGAUCAUGACACACGAUGCGAAUUUGCCAGAAGACUACACUCCUGACGGUUUUGGAGGUGUACCAGAAUUCAUGCGCAUUGCGAAGUACCAAUUACAGCAAGACGGUGAUGGUCAAUUCGCCGGCGACAUUAGCACUCCCGAAGAGAUGGAUGCCGUGCUGCUGACGCUAUAUGCUCAUAUUCUCUAUGCUGGUGGGAGUUUCCCAUCUGCGUUGUCGUACUUGUUUCGUGCGCAUUCUUUGGCCCCCAAGAAUCCUGUCGUCUUGCUCAGCAUUGCACUGAGUUACAUGCAUGAAUUGCUGAAGCGACAGAUUGACAACCGACAUAUGUACUUAUUGCAAGGAUGGGCUUUCUUCGAAGAGUAUGCUGACGCGAGGCGCGAGUGGGCCCAGGCAAAAGACGACAGUGAGUUGCUGGCGGUCAUCGAGCGAGAGAUCGAAUACAAUCGCGCUCGGUGCUGGCAUAUGUUGGGCAUGUCGGAUCUGGCCAUCAGAUCGUACGAAAAGAUGCUCUCUAUUGGUGAAUCUGCUGAUUACACCAUGGAAGCGGCGUAUGCGAUCCAAACGAUCUAUGCAUUGAGCGGCAAUGCCAUCAUGGCCAGAGAAGUCACGGAAAAGUAUCUCGUCGUUUGA
Exophiala viscosa is the source of this 3480-nucleotide messenger RNA. RefSeq lists its product as uncharacterized. Gene Ontology annotation, cellular component: transcription factor TFIIIC complex. NCBI's taxonomy places the organism in Eukaryota, Fungi, Ascomycota, Eurotiomycetes, Chaetothyriales, Herpotrichiellaceae. The record is from RefSeq and is a predicted model, not a curated record. Gene Ontology annotation, biological process: transcription by RNA polymerase III. Gene Ontology annotation, molecular function: protein binding. Bases 1 to 3480 code for a protein of 1159 amino acids. The transcript is spliced from 2 exons.